This is a messenger RNA of Neltuma alba, 1980 nucleotides long. Its product is annotated as BSD domain-containing protein 1. The transcript has a single exon. Gene Ontology annotation, cellular component: cytoplasm. NCBI's taxonomy places the organism in Eukaryota, Viridiplantae, Streptophyta, Magnoliopsida, Fabales, Fabaceae. Bases 241 to 1677 code for a protein of 478 amino acids. The record is from RefSeq and is a predicted model, not a curated record.
UAGGGCGUAUUCCGGAUAAAACCAGUGUGGGACGGACCCUCGCCUCCUCUCUUCCCUUGAAUAACCAGACGUCGGCCAUCCAACGACCGUAUCCGCACCACACGCAUUGUAAUAACGGUGAUGGAGUUCCCCUGUUAUCAAUCUACAUCUUUGAUUUGUGCAUAAAUCUUCGAUUCUUCUAUUCUCACUUCUUUAAAUUCAACAUUCCGAUCUCCUUGACCCUUGAUUUCACGAUUCCCCAUGAAUUUCUUCAAAUCAGUCUUCUCCGACGACCCAGAUCCUCCUCAAUCCGAAUCUGCAUCCCAGAUUCCCGAUAAUGCACCGCAAAACAAAGGGCAAGACAGCCCUGAUCGCGAUUCCUCGCCAGUUGAACAUGGAUCGGUGGUCAACUCAAGCCCUAAUGCUUCUGGUGCUGCCGGGUGGAACUUUGGGGGUCUGAUUAGAAACUUGACCGUCAAAUCUGAAUCAAUCAUCGAGACGUAUCGUCGUGAUCUGCAGGAAUUCGGCACGGAGUUGAAAAAGGAGAUUGAGGUUGCUCAGGGUUCACUGGAAACGGUGGGUCACGCCUUUGACGAGUUUGGGAACUCUUUGGUGAAAGGUACGGCUCAGAUCAUAACUCACGGUAAGGAUGCAAUACUCGCUCUUGAAUCCGAUUCAGACAAUAACAACAUCAAUAACCAGAAAUUCAGUGGCGAUAAGAGCUUAAAUUCGAAAGCCUAUAGUAGGUUUGAUGCUCAGGUCCGUGCUAUUCAGGGUGAUGCUAAUACUUAUUGUGAAGAGCCCGACGAUUUAAAUGACUAUAAUAAGUGGAAAUCGGAGUUUUCGUUGGAGGGAAAACAAGAAGAAUUUGAGAGCUAUCUCAGAGAAAAUGAUGACAUGGAGAGUAUCUACAGAAAGGUUGUUCCUGGUAGCGUUGAUCAUGAAACUUUCUGGUGUAGGUAUUAUUAUAAAGUUUAUAGGCUUAAGAAAGCCGAGGAAUUGAGGGCUAGGCUUGUAAGAACGUCAUUGGAUGAUGAGGAUUUGAGCUGGGAUUUUGAAGAUGAUGAUGGUGACAAGGGGUUUGAGGUUAAAGCUAAGUCGGACCUCAUGAACCAAAAGAAGAUAGAUGGUGAAGUUUUGGGAAAAAGUGUGGAUACGGAGCUGCGGGUUGGAAGCUCUUCUAAUAGUAAUAAGGUGGGAACAAAUACUUCUAAUGUAGAAGAGAGUCGUCAUUUGGGGGAGGAACCUACAGUAGAAAGGAAAGACAAUUCACUGCGUGAUAAGGAGCUUGGGAACAAGGGGGAUAAGUCUGUUGAUGAAUCUAAAGUUGAGAAAGCAGAAGUUGUUCAUCAAGUGGAUGAUGGAAGCAACGUUAAUAUCAAGGAAGCAGGUGCUGAAUCAAUAUCUGAAGCACAGGCUUUGGUCAACAAGAAUGGCUUACCAACAGAAUCUGACUCAAAAUUGGCGGUAGAAAGAAAGGCUGAUGAUGGCAAAUCUUCCAGUAAAGCAGCGGAGGAGGAAGACCUUGGGUGGGAUGAGAUUGAGGAUCUUAGCUCUAUUGAUGACAAGAAAACGACUCAGAGUGGUAGCCCAAACAAAGUUGACUUGCGGAAGCGCCUGAGUGCUGCAGAAGAGGAUGAAGACUUGAGUUGGGACAUUGAAGAUGAUGAUGAUGAUGAGAAGCCGGCCAAGCCUUGAGAUAUUUGAUGCAUUUGCCUUCUGACUUCUUCCUAAGAUAUAUAAAUUUGUUAGUUUGCCUCUGUUAGAGAUAUUUCCCAUUUCUUCAUUUUAUGUUUGUAAAAAUUAAUAUAGCAGUAAUGCGGUCCCUUUUUUCCCUCCUGUGAAUGUAUUAAAGCAAUUGUUUCUCUGAUGGUAUUGUUUAUGGUUAAUUUUUUUUUCCCCCAGUAUUUUUGGACACACCAGAAUACUGGCGCUGCAAACUGAUAUAUUUUCUGUCUUGUUUUCUCUUCUCAAUUGAUGAGAAGCUUUCGCCUGCCUCAA